GUGCGGGCGGGUGGUAGAACAUUUCAAUAGGGCUACUGCUUCUGAAUGGAUGCAACUUCUCGAUUACAAUUCGCUGAAAGGAGAUGCAAAGUCUUCAUAUUUGUAGAUACACAUUUUGGGGCAUACCAUCAUCUGAAUCUCUUCAGUUGAGCUUGACUGCAGCUUGAGAGUACAUAAUUUAGACUAGUUAGCGGCCAAGUCAUAUUAUUGCUGUCAUCAUAUUUGACAGUGUUAAAAAUCUGCAUAGUCGUGCCAAGAAAUGACAGAAGGUACCAAUAUGACAGACAAUGAAUCUGACACAACUAAAGAAAUGGUUCCUGCGGAAGAGACACCAUUGAAGUCAUAUGAAAAGCGCCCUGAAGAAGCUGAGGAGAAGAACGAGAACGGGGGUAGCAAAGGAACCAUCCAAGAGCAGGUCCCCGUGGCUGCGGAGGAGCCUGAGUUCGUGCACCCAGAAGGAGGAUGGGGGUGGGUGGUUAUGCUGGCUGCCAUGUGGUGCAAUGGAGCGGUGUUCGGAAUCCAGAACGCCUUUGGCAUCCUGUUCAUGUCCCUCCUGAAAGAAUUCGGCUCAUCAGAUGAUGAAGACCUCAGGUUCAAAACAGCGUGGGUGGGCUCCCUCUCCAUGGGGAUGAUUUUCUUCUGUUCUCCCAUCGUCAGCGUCUUCACAGACCUGCUGGGCUGCAGGGUGACAGCUGUGGGCGGAGCCGCCGUGGGCCUGGUGGGACUGCUGGCCAGCUCUUUUGUCACGUCCCUGGGUCCCAUGUACUUCACCUACGGCAUCGUGUUCGCUACGGGCUGUUCCUUCGCCUACCAGCCCAGCCUGGUGAUCCUGGGACACUACUUCAAGAAGCGCCUGGGCCUUGUCAACGGCAUCGUGACGGCCGGCAGCUCUGCCUUCACCGUCACCCUGCCCUUCCUCUUGUCUGGCCUGCUGGAGAAGGUGGGCCUGCAGAACACCAUGAGGGUCCUCAGCAUCCUCAUGUUCAUCCUCAUGCUGGCUGGGUUAACCUACACUCCCCUGCUGCCCAAGCCUGUCAACAGCAACAAUCCAGGCAGCCGCUUCCCACCCAUGAGCAAGGUAUUCAAUGUCAACAUCUGGAAGUCUCUGGGCUACCGGAUCUGGGCCUUCGGCAUCCCUGCAGCCCUCUACGGAUACUUUGUGCCUUACGUUCACCUGAUGAAGCACGUUGAGGAGCGCUUUGGAGAAGACGCCAACAAGGAGGUUCUGCUCAUGUGCAUCGGCGUCACGUCUGGUGUGGGCCGCCUCAUCUUCGGCCAGGUGGCAGACUAUGUACAUGGAGUCAACAAGGUCUACCUACAGGUGUCUUCAUUCAUGGUCAUUGGCGUGAUGUCCAUGAUGAUCCCUCUGUGUCAUGUCUUCGGAGGGCUGAUUGCGGUGUGUCUGCUCAUGGGCCUGUUUGACGGCUGUUUCAUCUGCAUCAUGGCCCCCAUUGCCUUCGAGCUGGUGGGCUCCCAGAACGUGUCCCAGGCCAUCGGCUUCCUGCUGGGCAUGAUGUCUGUGCCCAUGACCGUGGGGCCUCCUAUUGCAGGGUUCCUGAGGGACAGGCUGGGGAGCUACGACGUGGCCUUCUAUUUGGCUGGUAUCCCUCCCAUCAUCGGUGGGGCCGUGCUGUGUCUGAUCCCCUGGGUGGAGGCCAGACGUAUCAGGAGAGAGCAGGAGGAGGCAGCCAAGGAUGGCACCCAGGAGCAGAUGCUGGAGUUCAAGAGGAACAGUGGGGGUCAGGGCGAUGCACUAGCAUUGAAGACCGCAGACCCCGAAUCUGUCAUCUAAGUCUGUCAUCCAAAACACACUCAAAACAAAGAGAUACACCCAGACAUACAUACACACAGUUCAUACUCACUUGCAGGCGCACACACUUGGAACUGCUGAUUAUUAUAUAUUUUUUAUAUGAUACAAAUAUAGACAAAAUAUGUAUUGACCUGUGGUGUAUGUGUAAACAAUAUUUUAAUGGCUGCUUUUGUAUGUGGGGAACAUUCUGAAGUAAUAAUACAUUGAACAUUAAUGUGAUCUUGAAGAGCUAUGCAUUGGAUUGUUGUUUUCCAUCAAUCUUCCAGCUGUUGAAUUAACUUGAAGGUUAAAAUGGAAAAUGGGGAAAUCUCACAUCUUAUAUUUCUUACAAGGGAACACAUGCUUUACGUGGGUGCAUUUUGAAGGCUGCAAGCACUUAUUUACAUAAGAAUAGCAGUGGCCGGUCUCACUAGCAAAUUCUCCCGUUUUCAAUGUGCAUUCUUUAAGGGCAAAUGUCCAAUACAAGCUUAAAUAUAGAUUUCAGACUUUGCAGAAUUUUGAAAAGAAAAACACAAACUAGAUUUAUUGGGUUUGUUUUUAAAACUAUAUUUCAAAUCAACACUGGGGACAUAAUUGACCAUAUAUGGUAUGUAUUGUUUCUCAAAUGACCCCAAUCAUCUCAUAAGUAGUAUAAGUAAGUGGGUGUUGCUUGUCUUGACUACAGUAUAACAAAGAUUUAAAAAAGUAUGAAACGUAUACUGCUAAGUAGAUUUAACCGGGGAAAAUGCUGUCAACCUUCAGUCAACAUUUUUCUGUUUACCUGUGGGGUUUUUGAUGGUCUCUUAAAACAUGGCAAGAUUGUGAAUGUGUGGGGAAUUUGUGAAUUAUGUUUUUGAUUAAGUAUGACCUGAGCAUACAAUAUCACUUCAAAGAAGUGCUGUAUGCGAUAAUGUGUGGGGAGGUAGGUCGUUUCUAGUGGUUGUAGGGUUUACUAUUGUCUUAGUUUUAAAGGUGUUUGGGCACCUCAAGGGAGCAGCUUAAAGCACAAUUAAAGCAUCCCGCACAUGAAAUAUCAUCGUCGUCAUCUCAAGGCUGCAGUAGUCUGGACCUGAAAUAGGCCUGACUUUACCUGAGGCUGUAUUCAGUUGUUAUGAUCUCUGAUACAGUAUAGCUUGAAUGCUUAUUUUCCCACCGUACACAGUGCCUGAGAAUCCUUUUCAGUGUUUCUACAUCAGAACCACCAUCAUCAUUUUUGUCUACAUAGUUUAUAGCCAGCACAGAACAGGAUCCUAAAACUAAACGUCUGACUAUGCAAUGUGAGUGAAGGAUGAACGUCAAUAUUGAUUUGUGGGGAGUCAUUUACAUGAAACGUGGAUUAAUUAAUUAAUAUUAUGAAUUUAUUUUUAUUGUUGAAGUUGAGCAUUAUUUUGUCCCGCACAUAUAGUAAACCAAUGUUAUACUUUCAGCAUAUCUUCUAAUUGUAGUAGGCUCACUCUCGCCACCAUAUUUCAAAUGUAAUUUGAGAUGUGACCAUCAAUGCUUAACUUGACUCAACUAUGUGCUCAGUUUGUUAAACUCUUGUUAGAAAAAAAUAUUUGUUUUAAACGAUCAUAUUUUUCAUAUUUGUAUUUAUUUUUUUCUAGAGUUUUUUUUUAGUGGCUGAUGUCAUGCCAUAAUUGAUGGGUGUUGGCCUUUCUCAUUAUUUGAUAUAUUAAGGACCAAAUGGUCCACCAUUUUUAUGUUGUAUUGAUUCUUCUGGGUGUGGCCUUGAAAUGUAAAGAAAAGAAAAUGGCUGAUUUGUCUACAGCCAAUUCUAUUUAUCAAAGCACCACCCUCAGGAUAGUUUAUUAGGCUUUUCAAACAUUUAUCACCCUCCUGCAUUUAAAAUCACCCUCCUGCAAUUCAACAAUCAUUGAUAAUUAUAAAGAUUGCGCUUGGAGAACUUGAGAACCCACAACUUUUACAGUGAAGGAUUUUGACUCGACAAUCCCUUGACCACUAAGCACGCAGAAAAGUAAUAACUUAUUAAAAUCCAAACUAUCCAGCAUUGUGGGUCAUUGGUUUCUCCAAGGCAAGACUUGUGACACAAUCUACCUCAGAUGUCAUGCACAUUUCUGGUAUUUUGUCCUAACAGUCAUUGUGAGACCGAAACAGGCUGAAGGUUCAAACCAUUACAAAACUGGCAACAUUUCCCUUCCCCUCCACUGUAUGUCCUUAUUGAUUAUACAAACAUAAGGAGAGAGACUGUGUAAAAUAGUAUUUCGGCUUCCUAGACGUCAUUGUUUGCGCUGAAAGGGUGUGUUGCUGCCUAUCUGUACCACAGAACAGUGUUUGUGUCUGAGAAGUACUUCAGUGGAAUUUUGUAACCUGGGAAAUGCAAAUAAAUCUCUAAUUCUGAGAAGAAAAGUUGCUAUCUUGAACUUCAAUCUUGCUUUUGGAAUUAGCUCUUUUUAAAGCUUUGAAUUUUCAGUUUAAUUUUUUGCUAUUAAUGUUCAAAUGAAAUAAUACCCAUGUCACAAGGAAUGUUGGAGACGUGUUUUGUUUAGUUUUUCUAACUAGAGAAUACCUUUCUAAUAGGGCAUUUCUAAUUAUAUAUAAUUUGUUUUAUGAAGUUGUUUAUUUUUUUUACGUUUAUGCUAAUGUCAGUGUUAGUUAUUUUGGGGGGACAUCAUAGACAUACACAGUUGCACAAUUCACCAAUGAAAGCCUCAGGUAAUUUCUCAAGUAAUGGAAAUUCCUGAAAUUGUACCUCAGAGGUUUACUGAGAUACCCCUUUGCCAUAAACAAUACUAAUUGUUUAAGUAUAAUUAUUGAUUACAGAAAUUAUCUCGUACUGAAUGAAUUCCUUGCCAUCCAAAGAAGUUUGUCACUUUUUGGGAAUGUCCCAAUAUUUAGAGAAUAUAAAGUGAAUGUAAAGAUGAGUCUAUGCAUGUUCUAUUUUUGUUAAGUGGCUAAAGACCAAAUUCAACAGCAUAUUGUUUGAAAUGGUGUAAUAAUAUGUUUGUACUUACAUAUGUAGGUUAUAUAUAGAUUUUAUUGCAACUCUUGCUGUACACAGGAGUGAUUCAGUGUAUAUUGAUGCCUGAUAAUGCAACUAGAAUUCUGUAAUGCAUAAUGUAAUGUCACAAAUAUAUACUUUUCAGCUUUCACUUUCACCCCAUGUUUUCUGCAUUGUUCUGUCAUUUUCCUGGUUCACAUAUUUCUUUAUGUAAACAUUGUAUAUUGCUGAUCAUUCAAAUCACCCAUAGCUGUAUGUAGUCAUUUCAGCAUGUUAUUGCUUUUAAAAAGGUAUUCAUAUUUUUUUAAUUGCAUGAUUUGUGUUUUAAUUUGAUUGUAUGAUAUGUAAUAAACAACUCAAAUUUAAAAUACA
Coregonus clupeaformis (lake whitefish) is the source of this 5120-nucleotide messenger RNA. RefSeq names its product monocarboxylate transporter 10-like. Bases 260 to 1792 code for a protein of 510 amino acids. NCBI's taxonomy places the organism in Eukaryota, Metazoa, Chordata, Actinopteri, Salmoniformes, Salmonidae. The record is from RefSeq and is a predicted model, not a curated record. The transcript is spliced from 6 exons. Gene Ontology annotation, molecular function: monocarboxylic acid transmembrane transporter activity. Gene Ontology annotation, biological process: transmembrane transport.